GAGCCCACUGGCGUCAGGACGCCAGCCUCUCAUCCAGCCUCCUAUCUACGCGAAGGACGCAUCUCUGUACAUAGCGCGUUCGACCAGAGCACCAGCGGGUUCAUGGCCACAACAUACUGCAGCACGACAAGCGAGGGACACGCAGGCGCGGAGCUAGCCAAGGAUAAUCGGGAGCUGAAGCAAGAUGCUGCCGACCACCUCGGGCGCAGCGCCGAGGAUGUAAGCACCUGUCGUCGCUCCAAAAUCCAACCGCAAUUGACCCUGAGCCGCAACAGCUCCACCGACGAGGCGCAGCUCGAAUCCGGUAUAUCUCCCGAGUCGCGUUUUUGACGCCUGAGAGAAAACCGCGUCGUUUCGUUUCGCGCGCGCUGCCAAACGCGACACACACACACACCGACGGGUUCGCGCGCGCCUGCGCGACGGCGGGGGUGCUCCACACCUCAAACACACACCGAUAGCCGCGCCCGGGCGAAACCGUUACGCGAACCCGCAACGCAGGCCGCUGGUCCGCCCAGGAGCACGCGCGCUUCGUCGACGGCCUCGAGAAGUACGGCCGCCGCAAGUGGAUCCGCAUCGCGGAGCACGUCGGCACGCGCACGGUCAUCCAGGUCCGCUCCCACGCGCAGAAGUACUUUAAAAAACUAAGAAGGGCGGCGCAGCCGCCACCAGCUAGAAAAGUGUCGUCCGACGACGAGGUGAGUCUGGCGCGGGCCGCCGCCGUGCCGAACUUGGACGCGCGGCCGCAGCUCGCGUUAUUAACCGCGGCGGCCAAGUUGUUGGACGGCGUCGCCGAGCGGCCGGCGGCGCGCGCGCCCAUCGAAAUGGAGCGCAAGCGCGCGCGCUCCGACGACUCGGACGAAUCAUUUGUUCGAGGCGUGUCGCCCGACGCCGGCCUGCCGGCCUGCGUGUCGUCCGACACCCUGCACGUCGUCGGCGGCAACAACACGCCGCCGUCGCCGCCGCGCGCCCUGCACGGCCCCGUCGUGUCGAACGCGGACCUGCCCGACCUCGCCAAGCGGCGCAAGGUCGACGAGCCCUCGCCGGCGCCGGCGCAAGCCCUUGCCGCGUGACCACCAUUCCACGCGCGAAUUCCACGUCGCUCUCGGCAGCGACGACCCCUAUCCCCUCUAGUUCCAGCGGGAAGGAAGGAAGCCAUAAAAAGUGUUCUAGAUUCUUUCUUCUACUCCCGGGUUGCUCCGCGCGUCGAUGGCGUAUUGGGUUGCCCGUCAAGGCUGGCCAGCGGCUGAACCCUCUAGCUGCAGUGGUCCCCACCACGCCGUCGCCGACUCUAUCGCUGCGUGACCCGCGUCGCCGCGGGCCACGUCUUGGCCGUCGACCUCGACGCCAUCGACGCAACCAAAAUAUAAACAUAAAAC
Messenger RNA from Pelagomonas calceolata, 1376 nucleotides. The record is from the annotation of a GenBank genome assembly. NCBI's taxonomy places the organism in Eukaryota, Pelagophyceae, Pelagomonadales, Pelagomonadaceae.